This is a messenger RNA of Cyclopterus lumpus (lumpfish), 1998 nucleotides long. RefSeq names its product ST8 alpha-N-acetyl-neuraminide alpha-2,8-sialyltransferase 3 (gene st8sia3). The record is from RefSeq and is a predicted model, not a curated record. The transcript has 4 exons. NCBI's taxonomy places the organism in Eukaryota, Metazoa, Chordata, Actinopteri, Perciformes, Cyclopteridae. The coding region runs from base 1 to 1221 and encodes 406 amino acids. Gene Ontology annotation, biological process: oligosaccharide metabolic process; N-glycan processing. Gene Ontology annotation, molecular function: alpha-N-acetylneuraminate alpha-2,8-sialyltransferase activity.
AUGCGGUGCGCCUGGGUGCUCGCCGUCUCCUCGUCCUGGCCGGCGGGUGAUCCUCUGGUCGGGGGGUGCCGGUGUCCACAGAGAGGCAGGAUGGUGCGGAUCGUCAGCGCGCUGGGGCUCGUCAUGUUCAGCGUAGCGCUGCUCAUCCUGUCGCUCAUCAGCUAUGUGUCCAUCAAGAAAGACUUUCUGCUCAGCACCCCGAGAUAUGGACCGAACGGAGGACCCAGGAUGUCCAUGUUCCACGCGGGGUUUCGUUCCCAGCUGGCGUUGAAGUAUCUGGAUCCAGCUUUCACUCCUUUGACCAACGCUCUGAGCGAGGACCUGCAAAACUCCUCGAAAUGGACCUACAACAGUUCUGCUUUUCUUCAGCUGAAAAACGAGAUCUCUCAAUACAUCGACAUCCCCCACAACUUCACACUGACAAGAGACUCAGUCCAAAUCGGACAGCUGAUGCACUACGACUACUCCAGUCACAAGUAUGUCUUCUCCAUCGGCGAGAACUUCCGCUCGCUCCUCCCCGAGGCCUCGCCGAUCCUCAACAAGCACUACAACGUCUGCGCAGUGAUCGGCAACAGCGGCAUCCUGACAGGCUCGCACUGCGGCGCCCAGAUCGAGAAGUUUGAUUUUGUCUUCCGAUGCAACUUCGCUCCGACCGAGAUCUUUAGGAAGGACGUCGGGCGGCGGACCAACAUGACGACCUUUAACCCCAGUAUCCUGGAGAAAUACUACAACAAUUUACUGACUGUGCAGGACAGGAACAACUUCUUCCUUAGCCUGAAGAAGCUUGAUGGCGUCAUCCUGUGGAUCCCGGCGUUUUUCUUCCACACGUCGGCCACUGUAACGAGGACGUUGGUCGACUUCUUCGUGGAACAUCGAGGUCAGCUGAAGGUCCAGCUGGCCUGGCCCGGAAACAUCAUGCAGUAUGUCAACAGCUACUGGAAAACCAAGCAGCUGUCGCCGAAGCGCCUGAGCACCGGCAUCCUGAUGUACACGCUGGCGUCCUCCAUGUGCGACCAGAUCCACCUGUACGGCUUCUGGCCCUUCGGUUGGGACCCCAACACGGGGAAGGAGCUGCCGUACCACUACUACGACAAGAAGGGCACCAAGUUCACCACAAAAUGGCAGGAGUCCCACCAGCUCCCCGCCGAGUUCAAACUGCUCUACAAGAUGCACACGGAGGGACUGCUGAAGCUCUCCCUCUCCCACUGUGCUUUGGGCUAAAGACUGCAGCAGGUGCGGCGCUCCUUUCGGACUCCUUUCCAGCGCUUUUCCAGGGGCGACAGUUGUCGAAAUGACGAGGCAAUUGAGGGUAGAGUUCAUUAUGGUCAGUGGUCGGUGCAAUGGGUUCCUAAACUCUUUUCAAACCCAAAGUGGGACUAACCGUUUGUACGAACUGCUCAAGUGACAGGAGUCGAUUGUUUUUUUACUUCUCAAGAAUCUAAAGACGACUAUGGUUUUGGAAAAGGUGGCUGCGGAUGGACUUUUUUGGGCAACGUUGUUUUUAUGGCAGAAUAUCACAAUCUUGAAUUGCUUCAUGGUGUUUUUAAUCGCUCGUUAUUCUUCGAACUGCGACUACAAAUCAGACUGACACAAACGCUGAGUCAAAGAAGGUAGAUCCCCCCUCCAGUUCUAUGAGGUUGAUGCAGUUUGGAUUCUGAUGUAGGGAUGCUCUGAAAACGGAAAAGUUAAACCUGGCUAAAUCUUUGCUGAAAUUUUACGCGGCACCACGCAGCAACGUGCUGAGUUAGUCGAUCCAAUAUCUGAAACCGCAAAUUGCUUUUCAGCCUGAAAAUGUCCUUAGUUUGUCAAAUCCUCAUUCAAAUUCAAAUGAAUUGUUAUAAAGUGCAGUGCAGUGUUUUGGCAUCUGAUAACCCUUCAAAAGUAUGAAUCAGUUACUCAAAGUGGACUUCCUGAAUCAUAUUUCAUUAUAUCACUAGUACCUGAAGCGACCACCAACAAUUAAAUUAAAUUAAAUUCAGUUUAUUUUGUAUAGCCUAA